Molecule: messenger RNA, 2190 nt
Organism: Entamoeba invadens IP1
Lineage: Eukaryota; Evosea; Mastigamoebida; Endamoebidae
Product: thermostable beta-glucosidase B, putative
Exons: 1
Coding region: 1-2190 (729 amino acids)
Biological process (GO): carbohydrate metabolic process
Molecular function (GO): hydrolase activity, hydrolyzing O-glycosyl compounds
Source: RefSeq, a predicted model, not a curated record
AUGGAACCACUGCCGUUUUCAAAAAAGCAGCGACAAGUAUUUGGCCAUUAUAUAUCCAUCGAGAGAGACUCGCCAUUCCCCCCAACACCAGAGGAAUUUUCAACUUUAGUUCCUGGUGCUGCUGGUAUCAUUUUUCCUACUGAACACAACAAGUCGGUUGUAUUAGCCGACGGCCCUGCUGGUCUUCGUAUAGCGCCUCCAGGUGAAGGAGAAAAGUACACGAAAUUUUACAGUGAUAUUAAAUUUAAAGAGAAUGAGUUUUAUAGCACCGCCUUCCCAACGGGAACCGCAAUUUCGUCUUCAUUUUCAAAAGAUUUGGCUUACCAAAUAGGCCGCGCGAUUGGAAAAGACUGUUGUCAAGCCAAAUGUGGGUGCUUAUUAGCACCGGCAUUGAAUAUCCACAGACAUCCUCUUGGUGGGCGGAACUAUGAAUAUUACUCUGAGGACCCCCGCGUCGCUGGAGAGAUCGCCAAACACUAUGUGAAGGGGGUUCAGUCGACUGGGACAUCUGCAUGUGUGAAGCACUUCUGUUGCAACAAUCAAGAGACUGAGCGCAUGAAAAUUGAUGUGAUCAUCUCGCAAAGAGCACUUCGUGAGAUUUAUUUGGAGAACUUUAGAAUAGCCAUUGAGGCGAAACCCUUUGCUGCGAUGACUGCGUACAAUAAAGUGAAUGGGAAGUAUUGUAGCCAGAACAAAGAAGUCGUCAUGUUACUGAAAGAAAUUGGGUUUGAUGGGCUUGUCAUGACCGAUUGGUUUGCUGGCGAUUCGGGUGUUGAGGUCAUCAAAUCCGGACACAACUUAAUUGAGCCUGGAACACUUAAGGCGUACACUGAAGUUGACGACGCCUUGAAAUCUGGUGAUAAAGAGCUUUCAUUAAAAAUAGAGGAGAGCGCAAUAGCAAUAGAGAAGUUCUGUGCAAAAGUGAAUCAACACGAGCCGGAGAGUCUCCACAUCGAUCCAACGGAAGUCGCGCGUCGCGCUGUUUCUGAAGGGUGUGUUGUAUUAAAGAAUGAGAAGUGUUUGCCAAUACACAACAAAGUUGCUGUCUUCGGAUGUUGUGCGUUUUAUCCGCGUGUUUGUGGAGUUGGGAGUGGCGACGUGUAUUACAAGAGUUGUACUAAUAUCGUCGAUGGGUUGAAACAGAGUGGGAUUGAUGUGACAUACUCUGAAGAGUACUUCAAACACAUUGAAGAGCAAAAGAAGAGGCCAGUGAAGAAGUUUGAGAUCUUCGAGUUGACUGAAGACUAUGACGAGCGCGACGUCACCGAGACCGAAGUGACUCAACUGAGUGCGGCGAGUGAUUCUGCGUUAAUAGUGAUUGGGCGAUGUACUGGAGAAUUCCGAGAUCGGUCCAAAGAGAGUUUUUCGUUAACACCGACGGAGGAAAGUCUUAUACAGAAAGUGAGUUCUAUAUAUAGAGCGCAGUCGAAGAAAGUACUUGUGGUACUCAACAUUGGUGGAGUGAUAGAGACGGAGAGUUGGAAAGACUUAGUUGAUGGGAUAGUAGUGUGUUGGGUGAAUGGAGAGCAAUGUGGCUGUGGUGUUGCUGAUAUAUUAACUGGGCGAGUGAACCCGAGUGGAAGACUUCCGAUGACAUUUGUGAAAGAUUUAAAGAGUGUGUCUGGGUAUUCAUUCCCGGGUACAGUAGAGGAGAAUGGGGCUCAAGUAAUACAUUUAGAAGACAUAUAUGUUGGGUAUCGCUAUUACACCACUUUUAAUACUAAAGUGAGUUUCCCAUUUGGGUAUGGGCUGAGUUAUACAACUUUCGAGUAUAACAAUUUACACGUUGAAGUCAACGAACAAGAGAAAACAGUGAAAGGGAGUGUCACUGUGAAAAACAGUGGGAAAGUCGAAGGGAUGGAAGUCGUCUUAUUAUUUAUCUCAGCACCUGAUGGACUUCUUGAAAGACCAAAACGUGAGUUAAGGUGGUUUGAUAAGACCAAAUGUCUGAAGAGUGGCGAGGAACAAAGAAUGUCCUUUGAAAUGACAUUCAGAGACUUUGCGGGGUAUUAUGAAGAAGAUAACACGUGGAUCUGUGAAAAAGGGAAGUACCUCUUAUCCUUUAAUAAAGACGCUAACACCGAAAUUGUUAACCAGGAAUUCGAAAUUAAAGAGACCGCCAUUCUUGAGAAAACACAAGUACUUUGUAAGCCACAGGUCAACUUUAAAAGACUUUCGAAAACAAAUUAA